CCUUUGUUCGCUUUCGCUCACGCCGAGGAUGGCGUUUCGUACAGCAUCCCCAGCGCGCGUCUAGCAUCCCCCUCCGCCUAUAACACCAUCUUCUCCCAUGACGGACGUUCGCGGCAGCCCCGAUCCCGCCCCCGGUCCAGACGCCCCCGACGGCGCUCCAGCGGCCACGGACGGCGACAACUCGAAUAACAACGACGGCAGCGGCGCCAGCAUGGGCACGAGUAACGGUUCCAGUGUCCCGGCCACGGGCGGCACGGGCGCUUCCUACCCCGGCAUGCCCAUGCACAUGUACGGCUUCCCCCCGCCCAUGGUCUCCACCCAGCCCCUCCGGUCGAAACGGCGCCAGGUCAAGAACGCCUGCACCAAUUGUCAAAAGGCUUGCAAGAAAUGUGACGACGCUCGGCCAUGCCUCCGGUGCGUCAAGUACGGUAUCUCCGACGACUGUGUGGACUCGCAACGCAAGGAACGGAGGAAAGGUUUGAAACGGGGCCCUUACAAGAAGAGAGAUGGAAAGGGGGCCUCAGCUGUUGAGCAACCCGAGGCCGCCCUUGCUCAAAUGAUCCCUGCCCCCAUCCCUCUUCCUGCGCCGACCGGUAGCCCGCAUCAUCCGCACCACCCACAGCCCGCGCCUCUGUCGUACAUGACGCCCGUCGGAUAUCCGCCCGCCAUGUUCCCUCCGAUGGCACAGAUGUCGCCGCCGCCACUCCUACCGCCCCCCGGAUCAAGCCCUAAACCCAACGGUGGUGGAAGCCCCGAGCACCAGUCUUCGCCCGGUCAUCAUCAGCACGGCCAGCACCCGCACCACCAGCCACCUCCAGCAGCGGCAUACUACCCGCAAUUCUACAUCGCGCCGCUGCCUGCGCACCCCCCUCCGGACGGCACUGACCAGGGACAAGCGCCUCACCCGGGGUACCCCCAGCAAUUCUUCCCUACGUUCCUCGCGGCCCCCUACGGGCACCCGUACCCGUACAUGAUGCCACAGGCGCGACCCGGCGAGGGCCCGCUUCCCCUUCACGCUAUGCCGGCACCGAUGGGAGGCGCCUAUCCGCCGCAGCCGCCACCACCACCGGUGUAUGCUACGAAGCCUUCGCCACCGGGCCCCACCGACAACAGCAGCGGCAGUGUAAGCCCUGACAGACGGGACCAGGUCAACGGGACCCGGUCGGCUUGA
Molecule: messenger RNA, 1171 nt
Organism: Punctularia strigosozonata HHB-11173 SS5
Lineage: Eukaryota; Fungi; Basidiomycota; Agaricomycetes; Corticiales; Punctulariaceae
Exons: 3
Coding region: 98-1171 (357 amino acids)
Biological process (GO): regulation of DNA-templated transcription
Molecular function (GO): zinc ion binding; DNA-binding transcription factor activity, RNA polymerase II-specific
Source: RefSeq, a predicted model, not a curated record